Molecule: messenger RNA, 7259 nt
Organism: Mytilus californianus (California mussel)
Lineage: Eukaryota; Metazoa; Mollusca; Bivalvia; Mytilida; Mytilidae
Exons: 7
Coding region: 182-3199 (1005 amino acids)
Molecular function (GO): protein binding
Source: RefSeq, a predicted model, not a curated record
CCCAAGAUGCUUUAUUUUUCCAUGGAGGUCAAGAAGAUUAUGUAUUCUAGCCAGGCCUGAUAGAUUUUCUGGAAAACCAGACUUGUUUCAUUUUCAGAUGUUUCAAGAUAUUUGUAUAUGGACAAAAUGAAUAAGUAUUUACACUCGCGCAUUAAGUUUUAAUAUUGAAUAUUUACACAAAAUGGCCACCAGACGUAAAUCUAAAAAACAAAAUGAGGCGACAAAGAUCGAUGAAAAAGAACACGCAGAUCGUAUUGCCGCCGCGGAGGCAAUGUCAUGUUUAUCAUCUAUGGUUCUUUUGCCAUCAAAUUCUGACGAAUUAUUUUCAUUAAGUAUUGGUUCCAACGUAACUGUAGCGAAAAGUGCACCUGUUGAUACAAAAAACAAUGCCAAGUCAGCAACAAGUAACGCCAACAAAAAGGGAAAAACCAGAACCAGGGCGACUAAAAAUUCCCAGACACCAACAAGUAAAAAGGCCCAGACUGAAAAAGACAAAAACGCAGCAUCAACAAUUAAACAAAAACACAAAUCACCAAAAUAUGCUUCAACUUUAGCUGUUUCAAGUAGUAAACAAAACAAAUUGCCAGACCAGGUUUUAUCAUUGACAAUUAACCCAAGAAACCCAAACCAUGAACUGAAAAAGGUUGAAACCCCCAAAACACACAAUAAAGAUCCAAAGAAUGCUGAAGAACAAGUUGCACAGCAACCAGGGUUGACACCACCAUAUAUACAAAUUGAGCCAUUAGUUGCACAGCCAUGUAUAAUACAAGUGGAUCACAACAAACCAGGUCAUGGACUUUACAACUUGUCUAGUAAUGACCUGAACAAAAUAUUAGCUGGGAAAUUGCCAUUCCAAGUGAAAUCUGAUGGUGUGGAUGGACAAAACAUAGUUGCUAAAGAGAUUGCAUCUAAACUUGUUAAUCUUGCUAGUACUGAAAGUGUCGAACUUUCUCAGUCAGCAGUAGAUACAAUAUUAACUCAGAUGGCAUUGAAACAAAAAACAGCAGUUACUCCUAAAGAAUCAUCAGAAUCAUCUCUGCCCUUAAAGAAACGAAGGUUACAAGGCUAUAAAGAAGAAGGUGCACAACCUCCUGGAGAUGAUAUAUCAGUAGAACAAGAUCCUGCUAAGUCCGAAGCCUCAGCUGUACAAAAUGCGUAUGAAUCAAAAGAGAGAGUGAACCCAGUAGCAGUAGAUCCUUCUACUAGUCUGAUGUUACUGAAUGAGAUGCAGGUAGCCCUACAGCAAGAUGAUGACGGUGAUUUACCACUACAUAUAGCUGUUGUUCAUGAGAAUAUUGUUAUGGUCCAAAAGUUUGUACAUUUGAUGAGUAUAUCUGGUAAAAGUGUUGACAAAUUCAACAAAGCACAGCAGACACCAUUGCACAUAGCAGUAGAGCUGAAAUUUAUACAGGCAGUACAUACAUUGUUACUAGCUGGUGCUAAUCCUAAUCUGGUUAAUAAGAAUGGAGAAACCUGCAUCCAUAUAGCUGUCAAGUCAAACUCUGUUGACUGUCUUCAUCUUAUCUUCAAAUAUACUAUGAAACCAGACCUCAAUGCAAGAAACUUUGAUGGUCUGGCACCUAUUCACAUAGCUGUAAUGAGAAGUAACAUGGAAAUUGUCAGAUUUCUGCUGGCUGAGAGAGCUGAUGUCAACAUUCAGGAUGGUAAAAGUGGAAGAACUCCAUUGUUUUAUUCAGUUGAAGGUAACCUCAUACCUAUGGUUGAGUUGUUUCAGAAAGUGGGAGCAAAUUUAGAUCUCCCUAACUAUGCUAGUGUUACUGCUGUAAUGGCUGCCCAAGCCAGAGGCUUCCAUGAAAUAGCUUCCAUGCUUCUGAGAUGUAUGGAUUCCAAAGCUUAUCUGGAGAUGAAGGAAAGAGAAAAAGGAACACCUGUCAAAAAGGUUCCUAUUCCACGCAUUCCAAGUAAAUCACAUCUGAUUCAAGGUGUAGAUAGUAAACCAACAUUGGUAGAUUUCCAACAGUUAACAAACUCUGAUUCUAAUGACUCAUUACAGUCUUUCUCAGUCAUGAGAAAACGAGCAAGAAGUACAGAUGGUAAAAAAGAAAAAGACUCUAAUAAACAAGAUACAGAGAGCAAACAAGAGAAAAUGGAAAUAGAAGAAAGUACAAAAACAGAGGAAGACAUGAAACCUGUAGAAAAUGGCAUUCAGGAAAAUAAACUAGAAGUAGCCGUCCCAGAACAGCAAAAUCAGGUUCUGAUUCCCAGGGAAUUAUUGGAGAAACUUCAAAGUACAAUGUUAUCUCUACUGACUAUGCAAAAAUUACAACAGGCUGCUGGCAUUGCUCCAAGUUCUCCUACCUCUUUACCAAGUGUAGGGAAUUUACCAGUUCAAAAUGCUUUGUUGCAACGUGAGUCAUUACAGAAUACAUUACUGCGGAAUGCAGUGCAGAAUGCUAAUUUACAAAGUCCAAUUGUACAGAAUGCUGCUUCUCCAAGUGUAUCCAAACAAAACAGUGUACCACAAAAUGUGUUGGUACAAAACAGUUCACCACAAAGUGUAUCCAUACCAAACAGUACACAGCCAAGUGUAUCAGUGCAAAAUAAUAUAACACAGAGUGUACCAUUGCAAAAUGUGACUGGCAUGAAUCUUUCCAAUAUUUUACUCAAUGCUAUAAGUGCUAAUCUUCUGAAUACCCAAAAUAAAAGCUUGGAACCAAGUCCUGCUAAAAAUAAUAUGAUUGAAAAUGACAAGUCAAAAACUAGUAUGGAUACUAAUAAUAGCAUGAUUGAAAAUGACAUGCCUAAGAAAGGCCCACUUGAUUUAAAAGUAGUUAAAAAUGGAAGUACCAAUGAGAGCAAAAAGGAUACCGCUAAUUCUAAUAAAGGGAACGAAAAGUCAAAGGAAAAGACUAAAACUAAGCAUGCUGUGUUACAGCAAUUACUGAAUGUAAAAAAUAAUGACGCUGGAAAAAUGACUGAAAAGAAACAGAAAGUUGUGGACAAUACAAGAGUUGAAGAGCCAAUGGAGGUGUCAGAAUCCAGGAGUAGUACUCCUGAUAAUUCAUUAAAUAGUACAACAAAAACUGGCAAGGCAGUUGGUCAUGCUGCAAUGAACCAGCUCGGGCGAGUGACAAAUGUUUCAUCAUCGUUACAGGCAACUCUACUUCAGAUGCUUCAAGCAAAACAAAAUAAACCAUUAAACUUAAGCACUGGGAAAGAUAGCAGCAACACCUCAUAGUGAUUUUUCAUCUUUAUGUAUAAAAGAUUUUUGUGGCAUUCUAAACUAUUUUUAAUUUUUGUCAGUUUUUUUUAUUCAAAUUCUUACAGUUCAUACUCAUAGUUGCCAUUAUAUCGGUAAUCAUCUUUUUUGUUUGAACUUAAUCGGAUGAUUGAAAUAGUCUGUGGCUCUUUUCACAAAAAGAUGUUCGGAGUAAAAACACUUGAAAAAUUAAUGUAUAUUUCAGCAUAACAUACAAUUAUUUUUAAUCAUGGGAUUUUUUGUGAAAAGAGUGGCAGAACUGUAAUUACAAUAGAACUUCAUCAAUGCUUCAAGCCUUCUGCUCUCACUUUCCUUAAUUUUUGAAUCCACAUUUCAGUACUGCCUUAAUUUACUGUUGAAAAAGCAUUUUUUUUUUUUUAUAAGUUACUAUUUUUGUUGCAAGUGGUCUGUGCUAUUUAAAUUGCUACAAAAGCAUUUUAAUUGUUAUCUGUUGAUCUAGAAAUCAAAAUGGCUCAGACGAAAACAGCUUGAUUGUUGUAAUUUUAGCAUAAUAAUGUUGUGCAUCUGAUAGUUAAAAGAAAUUAGAAAAUUCAAGUAUUCCAGGAUAUAUCCAGGUCACUUUUUGGCAACAAAAAAAUACAUUGAUGUAUAGAAACAACCACAUUCGACUGUUUGGCAAAAUAGAUCUUUAAUAAUACAUAUACUUAACAUGCAACAAAUGACCUCUUUGAACAAGAAUAUAUCUGUGACAAUAAAAUGUAAGAUUGAUUUCAGCAAGAUUGAUAUAUCUUUUCUGCUUGUCAAAAAAUUGUGUAAAGUGCAAUUUGCUUAUGCCAUAAAAAUCUCUGCCAUGACGUCAUUUAACAUGUUUUAAAUUCUGUUAAAGUUAAAGCAUUUUUACCAUUAAAAGCAAACAAAUUAUAUAUUCACUAGCAAAAGCGGUGUAUAUUUUUCCUGUAUCAAAACCUGCAGUAACCUGAGUUAAACAAUUUGGCCCAACUAUAUUGUUUUUGUUAUUUUUAAACAAGGAGUUAUUGUUUUUGUUUAAAAAAAUGAUAAUAUUCUUUAUAAAUAUUUUUUAUAAAUGAAGAUUGUUCUUGUACAGUUGCAUAAGAUUUACAGUUAUAUAUGUUAUAAGGUUUUACUUGUACAUGUAGUUAGAAAGUGAAAGUGAACGUCAUCUUUUUGUACAUCAGAAUGAAUGUAUUACAUGUAUUAUGCAUAAUGUGUUACACAGAAAAUCUGUAAACUCUGCACUCUUAACAUAACUGGUUGGAAUAAGGACACAAAUAAAAAUCUGUUUUAUUCUUAAAUUUGUGGAUAUCAGUUGUAGCUUUGAUGGUUGCAAAUUUACAGAGCAACUAAUUUUGAGCUAUUAAAUGUUAGAUUGAUGCCAGCAACAUUGAAAUUUAAUACAGCUAAACCCUUUGAAAUGCAACUGUUAUAAUAAUAUACAAAAUUUACAUGUAUGUGGAAGGAAAAGAUGAUACCAAUUGCAAUGCUGAUGUAGAAUUGAUUUCUGAAGUGGUUAAUGAUUACCGAUCAGAGAUUGAUUUACAAAAGUGGGACAUAAAACUUCCUUUAUCGUCUUAGAUAUUAAAAUUUUAUGUUCAUGUAAUGAAAUGUCUACAUCAAUACUGAUGUCUUACAGGUUUUCUAUUAUUUUAACAAAUUCUUUCCUUGAUAUACUGGUUACAAUUUGUUAUGCUUUGUUCAGAUCAAAUUUAUAUAAUAAAUGAGAUGAAUAUGGUUUCAAUAAAUGUAUAGAGAGGAGAGGGUUGAUGAAAAACUAAGUUCAUCUUCCAAAUGAAAUUAAGCUUAGUAUUUAGGGGGGCUUUUAAAAAAUAAGAUAUGUCUGGGUUGCAUAUUCUCUUAAAGGAAUCCUUAUGAGUUUUAUAUAGAUUGGUAAGGUUUUUAAAAAAGUGCCCAUACAUUGUUAUUUCAGACAGUCCUUAGGUCCCUAAACAAGUUUUAGAUUUCAGUUCACACAGUUUCACAUAAUGUUUCACUUUUUUGUAUGCAAAUUUACUAAAUCUUGUUUAUUUCUUGAUAGUUUAUAAAAUUGCAACAAUGGCACUGCCAUGAAUAAAAGUACUGUAAAUUCAGAAAUUUUUGUGAGGUUUUUAUUAAUGCGAAUAAUGUGACUGGGUGAGCAUCUCGAUAAUAAGAUCUCACAUUCUGGUAUCUAAUCCAUAUAUCUUAAUGCACAUUUCCCUGAAAUCGCAAUAAUUAAUCUUGCAUUUUUGUCCAUUCUUCAAAAAUCGCAAUAAUAAAUGCACGCAAUAAUUUCUGAAUUUACAGCUAUAUGAAUUAGAAUUUGUAUUCCCCAAAUAAGGUCUUUCAUCAAAUAGGGUGUUUUACAACCGUGACUACCCAUGAGGGUCUUGCUGGGUCUGACAAAUGUAAGACCUUGUAUUAGUUUUUUUUUAUCAAUAAGAAUUCAAAAGACCAUUUAAAAACUUCAAAAGACUGGACCAAUGAUUUUCAUUGCAGCAGUUUUAACUUUGCUUCUUAGAAAAGUUUAUUACAUGCUUAGUUAAUUUAUAAAUAGUUUUCUUGCCAGACAGUUCUCACUGAUGGUUAAAGGUUUAUUAAUGUUAAGUUGAAGAUUCUUAUAGAAUAGAAUACUUAUAACACAUUAGUCUAGAUGCAUAAUCAUCACAUUAAAAAUGAAAUGUAUGAUUGACUAGGAGAUGUAUGAUGUUGGUAUAAGAGUAAAUGAAAGUUGACAGAAAUUUAUAAUUAGAAAUAAUUUUAUGAUAACCUAAAUAAAAGCCUUUUCAUACUCAGCAUUUUAAAUUUCUAGAAUCUUUAAGAUUUAUUCCCAUGGAUUUCUUGCAUUUUUGUAGUUACGUGUUUAUAUUUAGAGAGAGGGAAAACGAAGAGAUAAUCAUUUAAAUGAUUUAUUUAAAUUACAAAGGAAACUGUUCUUUAUUUCUUGAUUACAUUAUUGUGUGCAAGUUAUCUAAUGUGCACACAAUGUUGUUUUAUUCUGAUUAAAGGGGCAUUAGCUGUCAAAUUCAUGUUCACCGAUUUGACUCUUAUUCUCAUAUUUGAUUUAUAACAUACUAAAACGUAUAUCUAAAUUAUAAAAAGUCUAAAAUAAACAAUUUACAAUGCAUGGGCUUGAUAAUAUGUAUCAUCAUUUCGUGUGUAUUUUAGUCUAGACGCCAUCUAAUUAACCAUCGAGGUGACCUCCGAAGACUACCGACAGUCAUAUAACCCGAUAUAAACAUAAAUAUAGAUAUAAAUAGAUAGUGAACUCGUGCAACUGGAUUUUCCUAGGUCUGUUUGAUUUCAUAUUAUAGGUUAAAAAUAUAUGUUAAUCAUCGUUUUUACCUGUUUAAGAAUGAGUUUUUGUGGAUCGAAUUAGUCAAUCAAAUGGUUUACCCUUGUUUCACUUUCAUUGUUGACAUUCUUUUCCUUUCAAUAACUGAACUAAUUCAGGCAUAACCCAUCUCUAGCUAAGGGGUUAAAUUGAAGGUCACAUGAAUACGGAUUCAAUGAGGUCGAAUUAUUCACUUGCAACUAGCAAGUGAAUAAUUCAUCAGCGAUGUUUCUUAUCUUAUUUUGACAAAAUUGAACUAAACUGACUGUGAAAAGCGAAUUAUUAUUUCACUAUUUCACUUUCAUUAAUGAUUGAACAAAAAUUUUUUUUGUUCAAUCUCAUAGCUAAUGCCCCUUUAAGAAGUUACAACUUGAUUAGCUGCUUACGCUUUUAUAUCAUGACAUAAACAUGUUACUGCUUACGAGUUUGGUAAUGAUAAGCAUAGUAGACUUACCAGUCUGGUAAUGACUUACUUAUAAACUGGUAAGAUUGUUAGACCUACCGUUAGGUUUGAUCAUAUUUUUAAUCAGAUAGUUUAAGAUAACUGCCAUAUGAAAUGAUUAACAUAUCUUUACUUAUAUAUAUGACCCAUAUAUAUAUAUAUAUAUAUACAUGUAUAUAUAUAUUACCAGAUUUACUUCCAUAGUGUGCUAGAAUGUGUUUUAUGUCUGGUUUUAAACCAUUAAUUUGUUGGCAGCAUUUUUGUUGCAUUUGAAUUUUGUUAUUGCAUCAUUAAAUGUACAUUAUUAA